Molecule: messenger RNA, 375 nt
Organism: Dichomitus squalens LYAD-421 SS1
Lineage: Eukaryota; Fungi; Basidiomycota; Agaricomycetes; Polyporales; Polyporaceae
Exons: 2
Coding region: 1-375 (124 amino acids)
Source: RefSeq, a predicted model, not a curated record
AUGACGAACGAUGCCGAGCCAAACCCAGAGCUCGUCAGGCAGGAGGAGGAACGCCUGCGGAAACUCCACCCCACCCCCGAAGACGUCCCGGGAUGCAUGAAGCUGUUCGACGACUUCUUGCUAUGCAACGUCAUCAGCUCGCAGGCGCGCUCGCUGUACCGCUACGGGGAGAUGGCGACGUGCGCGCCGAAGCUGGACGACUUCAAGUUCUGCAUGAGCCUCAAGGGCAUGCAUCCCGAGGAGAAGCGCGACGUGUGGAUCCGGCGGCGCGCCGAGUGGUGGGCCCGCCGGCGCGCGCACAAGAGCAGCGAGAACGUGUGGGACGUCAGGACGUGGGUUGUCUUCUGCGGCUACGUCGUCGAUGUCCGGGGCUGA